Mytilinidion resinicola is the source of this 2040-nucleotide messenger RNA. RefSeq lists its product as uncharacterized. The transcript has 4 exons. The coding region runs from base 1 to 2040 and encodes 679 amino acids. NCBI's taxonomy places the organism in Eukaryota, Fungi, Ascomycota, Dothideomycetes, Mytilinidiales, Mytilinidiaceae. The record is from RefSeq and is a predicted model, not a curated record.
AUGUUCACGCUCUGCUUAAACUUGGUGUUUCUGCUGGUCGCAACAACCUUGCACAAACCCGGGUCAAAUGGGUUGGGAAUUUUGUUCGAAGGAGACUGCCGCAAAAUCGAUAGGGGUAAUAAAGUCGCGCACGGCGUUAUCAACGUCUUAAGUACCGUACUCAUUGAUCGGUCGAACUUUUGCAUGCAGCUGCUGUCAUCACCAACUCGGAAGGAUAUAGAUGCCGCUCACAAGAAACGUCAAUGGGCUGAUAUCGGCAUACCGAGUUUUCGCAACGUCUGGAAGGGUCACAUCGGCCGCUGGCGAAUAUUCUGGUGGAUACUCCUUGCCAUGGGUUCAGUGCCACUGCAUCUAUUAUGGAAUUCUACCGUCAUAUUCUCUCCAAUCGCAUAUCAGUACAACGAACUCACGGUCACGGAUGGUUUCGUUCGAGGACUACCCUGGAACGACAAAGAUUUGACACCUGUUCAGUUCUCCGACGAAGGAAUAGGGGCAAAUUGGCCAGAUAACCUCCAUUUUCUGCAGCAGGACUUGCCCAACUACGAGAAACUUGACAACGAACAGUGCCAGAAAAAAUACGCACAGCAUUUUGUAGGAGACCAAGCCGACGUCGUUGUGGUGACUAAACCAGCCGUGCCAGAUAUGAACACAUCGACGGUGCUGGGUGGUGCAGCAGCCGGAUGGGGUCCCUGGCCAUAUCAAUGGCUCUGCCCACCCGAAUCGCGCCAGAGUCUUGCCUGCUAUGGCAAGCUUUCCAAGGCUGGAAACAACUGGGAUUUCCCAGAUUACACACAUCCGAAGGUUGAUUACUGUCUGAGCAAGAAGAUGGAGAAGAGAUGUAGACUCGAGUAUGGAUCUCUUCCUACCAUACUCACUGUGGUGGCCAAUUUGCUGAAAGUCGUCUGCUUUGUCGCGACAUACUGGUGGCUAAAGCAUGGAGCCAAGGCUCAGCCACUGAUUACUACAGGCGACGCAAUUGCAUCUUUUUUGGAACAUGAAGAUAAGGAAACGCUCGGAAUGAGCAUCGUUGAGAAGACUGACUUCCAGAAUGGUAUCUGGGAUCAUCGAUGGGCCCAAAUCAAUCCGAUGCUUUGGCGAGAACGCGAGCGGUGUGCAGCCUUCCGGGCCAUUGGCGUUAGUCGGUGGAUAAUCAGUACAAUCUUGCUAUCGGCUAUUCCGCUCUUUCCGUCCAUAUUCCUAAUCUCUAAAGUCCGCUGGCUAAAGAACGACCUCGGAUUAAACAGAGACGCUAUCCAGCAACUUGGCAUCGGCAAUCCAAGCGGACUUUUUCUAUUCGGAGUAUGGUCUGGAGACGUUCAGACGAACCAAUCACUAUCCCUCCGCGGUCCACCUUCCAAAGGCGUUAUUUUGCGUAACAUCGUCUUAGCUAACACUCCGCAAUUCGCCCUCUCUCUGGCGUAUUAUGUAUGGAACAGUCACUUAACAGCCAUGAUCGCUGCCCGCGAGUACACCGAGUACGCUGCACCACCUAUCGAGACAACCGGCGUACCUCAAAAUGAACCCAAACUCAGCCUCCGGAUCACUGACCCUCUCGCAAAAACGGACCAGCGCGCUAUUCAUUUCUUUACGGUUCCAUUCGGGUACUGGGCCCUAAUCACAAUUCUGUGGACGGCUCUACACUGGCUCGCCUCCCAAGCCAUCUUUUUCACCCGCGUCGUUUCACUAGACCACUGGCUUGAGAUAUCAGAGUUUUCCAUCAGCCAAGUAGGUUAUUCAGUACUCGGGAUGCUAUGUUUCCUUUCAGUCUCGCUCGUGGUCUUUUUGUAUGGCGUAUGGAUCAGUCUCAGAAGUUUCGAGAAUCGUAUGCCACUUGCAGCAACAUGCAGUGCAGCUCUGAGCGCCGCAUGUCAUCCGAAACAUUUCGAUAAGAGGCAUCAUGAGAAGAAGGUUCACUGGGGGGUGGAGAUCCCGAAGAGGGAGAACCCGCUGGCCAAAAAAGAAAGCGGAAAGAAAGUAAGAAGAUGCACAUUUACAAGUGGGGAUGCUCAUUACCCAGAUUCAGACCGACGGUAUGCCUGA